Daldinia childiae is the source of this 939-nucleotide messenger RNA. RefSeq names its product putative bromodomain associated domain-containing protein. The record is from RefSeq and is a predicted model, not a curated record. Gene Ontology annotation, molecular function: protein heterodimerization activity. Gene Ontology annotation, cellular component: transcription factor TFIID complex. Lineage: Eukaryota; Fungi; Ascomycota; Sordariomycetes; Xylariales; Hypoxylaceae. The coding region runs from base 1 to 939 and encodes 312 amino acids. Gene Ontology annotation, biological process: transcription initiation at RNA polymerase II promoter. The transcript is spliced from 2 exons.
AUGGAUCCCUCCCUCAAACGCGCCGUUUCUACCGACGACGAGAAUCAAGAGCCCGAGGCUAAGCGACAACGAACUAUCGAACCCGACUCCCGCUCUGUUACACCAGCCGAGGUCGACUUAUCAGAGAGACCGAUUUAUAAUGUGGUGAGACGCCCGAAUGCCGAAGACUUCGGCAGAGAUGGGCUACGACGUUCUAUCGGUGUGGCGCUGAAGCACGUGGGUUUCGACGCUGCUACUCCUGAUGCCCUAGAGGGGUUUACGGAGACGGUUGACACGUAUAUCACUGGCUUCAUCGAGCACCUUCGCCGUAUCGCCAAUGCGGCAAGAAGAAACGAACCUAUACCCGAAGAUUUCGAGCUCAUCCUUCGUCGUCACGAUGUUGACCUAUCGUCUCUAAAGCUACAUCUUAAGAAUCCUGUACGGAAAGAGUACGUUGCGCCAUCGUUCUUCGACCCGGUAACGGAAGACGUCCAAUACCUUCAGAAGCCGCGGCCAUUUCUAGGUGAAGAAUUGUCUGGAGAGAAAGAAAAAGAGACCCGACCGUGGAUACCCAAGAAUUUUCCUGCAUUUCCCAGCGCGCAUACCUACCGAUUCACCCCCGCGGAGCAGGAGCCCGAUGUCGAAAAGGAGCAAUUGCAGGCGGAAGCAGAUGCGAAGAAAGGCGAGGCAGCGCUGAGACGAAUCAACCGGGCUGCUAGAAUUAGUCGACAGAAGGAGCUCAGAAACGUCGCGCAGCGCGAUCCGCUAAGCCGCAAACGACACCAGAAUUGGGAGGACAUGAUGUCUGACUUGCUACCCAAGGCCGGCCCAGUGACGAGUAGUGCGCCAGAUAUUGCCGACCAUAGCUCGAUUGUUAAUUUCGGGACCAAAUAUGGACGGAAGGGAAUACCUAAAAACAGCCGACGACCACAGGCUGACCCCUUCAAUGGCAUGAUUUGA